GAGGCACACCUCGGCGUCAGCCGUGCGACUCACCCUUUUACCCCAUGUCGGACGUUUACAAGAAAGCCAAGCCCGGCCGCCUCGUCUUCAAGGGCGGCGAGGCCGCCACCCUCCGCAAGCCCAAGAAGCAAAAGAAGAACAAGAAGCCCGCCGACGAUGUCCCCGCCGACGCCGACGCUGAAGCCGCCGCCGCCGCUGCUGCCGCUGCGGCCACGGAGGGCGCCGAAGCCGGAGGCGACUACACCAUCGACGCGGCGAAGCGGAUGAAGUACGAGGAGCUGUUCCCCGUGGAGACGAGGAAGUUCGGGUACGACCCGUCCAACGCCGCCCGCACCUCCCGCGACCGCACCGUCGAGCAGGCCCUCGACGACCGCGUGAGGAAGAAGGCCGACCGCUACUGCAAGUGAGGUGAUUAACUCAUCUUAGUCGUUUGCUGCUGUGAUGGACAGAAGGCUCACUUCAGUUAGUUGUUCUCAAUGUAUCAGAAAGUGCAUCUUUGGACAACUGUUAGUCCAAUGGUGGCAUAUGUAAUAGAGCUAGUCUCUGCAGCGAUCAAGCAAUUCCUUUAUCUUGCAUGUUUGUACUAGUAAACACAUGUGGUAUAAAAUCUCAUGUUCACUCUCGGUUGUCCGUUUUGGUCAAUUGGAUAAAUGGUGUAUGCUUGGUACAUGCCAAUUUAUAACUGUGUUCUCCA
Messenger RNA from Aegilops tauschii subsp. strangulata, 694 nucleotides. RefSeq lists its product as uncharacterized. The record is from RefSeq and is a predicted model, not a curated record. Lineage: Eukaryota; Viridiplantae; Streptophyta; Magnoliopsida; Poales; Poaceae.